CAUGCGCUCCGACGGCCCGGCGAUGGCGGCGCCGGAGGACCCCUUGAGGAAGCGGAAGGCUGGGGUCGUGGGCCCGGCGCCUGAAUCUCCGCCAGGGCCGGGGCGCGACCCCGCGGGCUGCCCUGCCCGCCUCCGCGCGGGCACCUUCUGGCUGACCAGGAUCGUGCUCCUGAAGGCCCUCGCUUUCGUUUACUUUGUGGCAUUCUUGGUGGCCUUCCAUCAGAACAAGCAGCUGAUUGGAGACACGGGACUGCUGCCCUGCAGAGUGUACCUGAGGAGUGUGCAGCAGCACUUCCGUGGGCAAGUCAGCUGGGAGACCGUGAGCUACGCCCCCACCGUCCUCUGGCUGCUGGACUGGUCUCACAUGGACUUCAACCUGGACGCGCUGGCUCUUCUCGGGCUGGGCAUCUCCUCUUUCAUCCUGGUCUCCGGCUGUGCCAAUAUGGUUCUCAUGGCUGCUCUCUGGGUCCUCUACAUGUCCCUGGUCAACGUGGGGCAGAUCUGGUAUUCAUUUGGUGACAGGGCCUGCCCAUGGGCAGCGAGGAGGACGCCAGGAACCAUGUCCAUCAGUGUGGGGAAGCUCUUGAGAGCUGUGGGAUGGGAGUCCCAGCUUCUGGAGACGGGCUUCCUGGGGAUUUUCCUGUGCCCUCUCUGGACUCUGUCUCCAUUGCCCAGGGGGACCCCCACGUCCCGGAUCGUCCUGUGGGGCUAUCGGUGGCUGAUUUUCAGAAUCAUGCUCGGAGCGGGCCUGAUCAAGAUCCGGGGGGACCAGUGCUGGCGGGACCUCACCUGCAUGGACUUCCACUACGAGACGCAGCCGGUGCCCAACCCCGUGGCCUACUUCUUGCACCACUCCCCAUGGUGGUUCCACCGCUUCGAGACCCUCAGCAACCACUUCCUGGAGCUCGUGGUGCCCUUCUUCGUCUUCCUCGGACGGCAGAUGUGCAUCCUCCAUGGGGCCCUACAGAUCCUGUUCCAGAUGGUCCUCAUCAUCAGUGGGAAUCUGAGCUUCCUGAACUGGCUGACCAUCGUGCCCAGCCUCGCCUGCUUCGAUGAUGCCACUCUGGGCUUCCUGUUUCCCUCGGGGCCCGGCUGCCUCAAGGACCAAGUCCUGAGGAUGCAGGAGGAGGAAGCUCGAGGGGCCAGGGCCCCACGGACACACGGCAGCGUGGCACGGCACACAGUCAACCUGGCGCUGGGCGUCCUGGUCGCCUGGCUCAGCGUCCCUGUGGUCCUCAACUUGCUCAGCCCCCGGCAGGUCAUGAACAGCUCCUUCAACCCUCUCCGGAUCGUCAACACAUAUGGGGCCUUUGGCAGCAUAACCAAGGAACGCACGGAGGUCAUCCUGCAGGGCACCGCCAGCCCCAAUGCCAGCGCGCCAGACGCCAAGUGGGAGGACUACGAGUUCAAGUGCAAGCCCGGUGACCUGAAGCGGCGGCCAUGCCUCAUCUCCCCGUACCACCACCGCCUGGACUGGCUUAUGUGGUUCGCUGCCUUCCAGACCUACGAGCACAACGAGUGGAUCAUCCACCUGGCAGGCAAGCUCCUGGCCAAUGACGCCCAGGCCCUAUCCCUGCUGGCCCUUAACCCCUUCGCAGGCAGGGCACCGCCCAGGUGGGUCCGGGGAGAGCACUACAGGUACAAGUUCAGCCGCCCUGGGGGCACACACGCCGCUGAGGGCAAGUGGUGGAUCCGGAAGAGGCUCGGCCCCUACUUCCCCCCGCUCAGCUUUCAGGACCUGAAGGGUUACUUCAGGUCACGGGAGUGGCCGUACCCCAAACCCGAAUAGAGGUGGCCCAGGGCUUGUGCCCCAAGAAAUAAAGUGGGAAGACCGCGGGCUGGCUGCUCUGAGUGGGGUCUCCACAAGGACAUCCAGGGAAGCUGACCCGGAGAGGAGGGGCUGCCAGGGUCCUGGGUGGUCGUCUGUGCUUUCCUAUCUCCCCACAGUCAGUCCCUGUGGUUCCCAAGUCUCUUCACUUUGGGUUCGUCAGAGGAAUCCCCAGAAAGCCCCCAGCCCCGCUCCACCCAGAUCGCGCCCCUUGUCACCAGGCACCCCCCCGCCCCAGACACCAGCAUCCCGAUGCUGCACCCAGCUCUGGUCUGUCCCAGGACCACCUGCCCAUGCGGCCAAGAAGAAAGCCUGCCUCUCCUCUCUGCUCCCCCAAGCGGGUCCCCACCACGUCCAGGAGGGUCUUGCGCGAGGAAGUAGUCAGGGCUCCCUCUCAGAACCCACAUGCGCCCACAUAUGCUCUUCUCCACAGUGACCAGCGCCCGAAGGUGUGGACAGAGGGCCUCUGUCCUCCUUGGGUGGGCCACCCCCACCAGCCCUGAGUGAGGCGCCUCCUCCCCUCCUUUGUGACCACGUUGCCCAGUCUCACACCUGGAGCCUCCUGCUCCCUGACCUAGGGUGGGAGGACGGGACAGCAGGGUGGUCAGCCCCAGCCUGGGCGCCGGGGUCCCCAGGGCAGCGAUUCUGAGGCCCAGUCACUGCAGGUUGAACUGUAUUAAUGGUGUGUUGCUUGGCAACCCUACUGGGCUGUGGCCCAGAACCUCUACAGCCUGAUGUCAGCGGUGAGUGGACACCCACCUGCCCCCCACCAUCCGGGGCGCCUGCCGCGCUGUGGAGGGAAUGAGGUGGUUCAGGCUAGGGGGCCAGGCUGAGGUGGGCACAAGUGUGGAUCUGUGUGGAGGCCU
Delphinapterus leucas (beluga whale) is the source of this 2694-nucleotide messenger RNA. RefSeq names its product lipase maturation factor 1. The record is from RefSeq and is a predicted model, not a curated record. Gene Ontology annotation, biological process: protein maturation. Gene Ontology annotation, cellular component: endoplasmic reticulum membrane. NCBI's taxonomy places the organism in Eukaryota, Metazoa, Chordata, Mammalia, Artiodactyla, Monodontidae.